AUGUCUAUGGUUGGUCAACUGACGUAUUUUCUGGGUCUACAAGUGAAACAAAGCGCGGAAGGAUACUUUAUCUCUCAAGAAAAGUAUGCCAAGAAUCUGAUUAAGAAGUUUGAGUUGGGAUCGUGCAAAUCACCUAGAACACCUAUCUCUACUUCAACAAAGUUAUCAAAAGAUUAUGCAGGUCAACCAGUGGAUUCUACUCUGUACAGAAGUCUGAUUGGAAGUCUUCUCUACUUAAUAGCUAGUCAGCCAAACAUUAUGUAUUGUGUUGGGAUGUGUGCUAGAUAUCAAUCAGCACCCAAAGAAUCUCAUUUGAUAGCUGCCAAAAGGAUUUUGAAGUAUGUCAAGGGGACUGUUCAAUAUGGUUUAUGGUAUUCAAAAGAGAGUGACAUUUGUUUAGUGGCUUUCUGUGACACUGAUUGGGCAGGAAAUGUUGAUGAUCGAAAAAGUACUUUUGGGGGAUGCUUCUUUGUAGGUAAAAACCUUGUAUAUUGGUUAAGUAAGAAGUAUAACUCUAUCUCCUUGAGUACUGCUGAUGCAGAGUAUAUAGCCGCUGGGGGUUACUGUACUCAAUUGAUUUGGAUAAAACAAAUGCUGCUGGACUAUGGUCCGUCACAAUGA
Ipomoea nil (Japanese morning glory) is the source of this 621-nucleotide messenger RNA. RefSeq lists its product as uncharacterized. The transcript has a single exon. The record is from RefSeq and is a predicted model, not a curated record. Lineage: Eukaryota; Viridiplantae; Streptophyta; Magnoliopsida; Solanales; Convolvulaceae. Bases 1 to 621 code for a protein of 206 amino acids.